CCCCGUCGAUUCUACAAAAAACAAUUUGUACGCGUAGGGGGCUCUACAUAGGGAGCACCCCCCUCCCCCUUCAUCCAUAUCCACAUCCCAGGCGUGUCAGCGCGUUCGAGAGAGAGAGAGACCUAACUCAAUGGUGGGGCUACCACUUUGGGGACUCGUGGUGUUGUUCACUUGUGGUGUAUUCGGCGACUUUGUGUCCUCGCCACCAAUUCCAAGCGACAAGACGACUCCGAUUCAUCAACGCUUGGCAUUUCGUGGCCCCACUGCGAUGGUCGUAGCUUGGAAUACUUUCCAGCAGAUUGCCACUCCAACCGUUCACUAUGGAACUCGCAUCGGCACAUUGACGUUCAGCGCGUCAAGUGAUUCCAGUGUCACAUUUCCGACCUCACGCACUUGGGCGAACACCGUCGUACUCACUGGCUUGCAGCCAUACACGACUUAUUAUUACAAAAUCGAGUCGACCAACUCCAGCGUGUUGACAUUCACUACCGCUCGUAUUCCUGCAGCAGCUGUCAUCGACAUGGGUCUCUUCGGGAAGGAUGGGAUGACCGUUCCAGCUUCUAAGCGGCACCUCAUUCCCCGUAUCGAGCCCGGUCUCGAGCAUACCACUAUCGGGGCAUUAGACCGAAUGAGCUCAGAAUACGACUUUAUCAUUCAUCCCGGUGACAUCGCAUAUGCAGAUAAUUGGAUUACUGCAAAUCCUCUUUAUGCGUUCUUCCAAGCGCAAGCUUACGAGUCUAUCACGGAACGAUUCUUUUUACAGUUGCAGCCCAUAAGCGGCAUCAAACCUUACAUGGUCGGUCCAGGAAAUCACGAAGCUACCUGUGUGGAGAUGCCGUUCCCAUGUGCAGCCGGACAGAAAAACUUUUCCUCAUUCAUUAACCGCUACGGUCUCGUCAUGCCGACUGCAACGACCAUAAAUUCCCUAACCUCGGUCGCCGCCGCAUCCGCGCGCACACAUGCCUCUAGGCUCGCCAAGCCUCCGUUCUGGUAUUCAUUUGACUACGGCAUGGCUCAUUUUGUCAUGUUUGAUACGGAAACAGAUUUGGGUAACGGGAUUAUUGGACCGGAUGAACCUGGUGGCGGCGCAAACCUCGGGAGUGGUCCAUUUGGCGGGAAGAAUCAGCAGUUCAAUUUCCUGCAACAGGAUCUCGCCAGUGUGGAUCGUGCUGUUACACGUAUGAUAACCCUCGCGCAAUUGGGGUGGUACUCCUCCAAGCCAACUUGCUCAGAGUGUCAAAAGGCUUUUGAGUCUUUGUUUAUACAAUACGGUGUCGAUUUGGCCGUCUUUGGACACGUACACAACAUGCAGGAGAUCGCACCAAUCGCUAACGACGUCGUAGACCCAGCUGGCCUAAAUAAUCCCAAGGCACCGUGGUACAUCGUUACUGGGGCAGCCGGCAACAUCGAGGGACUCGCCCCACUCGGUGAACAACCCUCAUACAUCACUUGGGCCGAUGACACCGUAUUCGGUUUCAGCAAGCUCUUGUUUCAAGACCGAAACCGCCUCACAGUCCAAUUUAUUCGUUCUAGGGAUGGAGUGAUAUUAAGGAAUUCGACCCUUUAUAAGGCACAUACCACGAGAUUCGUUGGAGCGUUGGCCGGCGUAAAAUGGUCGCAAUAGGGGCAGUUUAUCAAUCUAUUUUGAAUGGACUUGUCUCGCUUCCAUUAUUGUGCAGUUGGCGUUCGUGAUCGCUUGUGUUGAUGACCGAUGUCCAAG
Molecule: messenger RNA, 1720 nt
Organism: Cantharellus anzutake
Lineage: Eukaryota; Fungi; Basidiomycota; Agaricomycetes; Cantharellales; Hydnaceae
Product: Metallo-dependent phosphatase-like protein
Exons: 13
Coding region: 131-1624 (497 amino acids)
Molecular function (GO): protein binding; metal ion binding; acid phosphatase activity
Source: RefSeq, a predicted model, not a curated record